Messenger RNA from Mytilus trossulus (common blue mussel), 1966 nucleotides. RefSeq names its product succinate--CoA ligase [GDP-forming] subunit beta, mitochondrial-like. Gene Ontology annotation, biological process: tricarboxylic acid cycle; succinyl-CoA metabolic process. Gene Ontology annotation, cellular component: succinate-CoA ligase complex; mitochondrion. NCBI's taxonomy places the organism in Eukaryota, Metazoa, Mollusca, Bivalvia, Mytilida, Mytilidae. Gene Ontology annotation, molecular function: succinate-CoA ligase (GDP-forming) activity; metal ion binding; ATP binding. The transcript has 11 exons. The coding region runs from base 35 to 1360 and encodes 441 amino acids. The record is from RefSeq and is a predicted model, not a curated record.
AGUAUCGCGAGAGUUGAGUUUCUUUUCGAGAAAAAUGGCUGCGCCCAUGAAAAUGAUAAGAACGUCAGUUAGACACGGUUUAUUGCAAAGACUGUGGAAUAAAGCAAGCGUUUUAGGAACAGCAAGAUGUUUACAUUUACAAGAAUAUCAGAGUAAAAAGUUGAUGCAAGAGAAUGGAAUAUCUGUACAAAAAUUUGUGGUCGCUAGCAAUUUUGAGGAAGCUGAACAUGCUACAGAUCAUUUAGAUGUGAAAGAAUAUGUGAUUAAGGCACAGAUUUUGGCAGGUGGUCGAGGGAAAGGAGUUUUCUCAAAUGGCUUCCAAGGAGGUGUACAUUUAACGAAAGACAAAAAACAAGUGCCAUUUAUAGUAGAAAAUAUGUUAGGAAGUAAACUAAAGACUAAACAGACUGUUGGUGAUGGUGUACUUGUACAGAAGGUAAUGGUAGCUGAAGCUUUAGAUAUAGGAAGAGAAGCCUACUUUGCCAUAUUGAUGGAUCGUACAUACAUGGGACCAGUUAUGAUUGGUAGUCGCCAUGGUGGCGUAGACAUUGAAGAAACAGCUGAUACUGAUCCUGAUUCCAUUGUCAAGGAGCCAGUAGAUAUUCUUACUGGUAUAAAAGAUGAGCAAGCCUUAUCUAUGGCACAGAGGUUAGGUUUUGAAGGUGUUCAUUUACAAGAGGCAGCAGAUCAGAUAAAAGGUCUAUAUAACCUAUUUAUAAAGGUUGAUGCAUCUCAGGUAGAGAUCAAUCCAUUUGGAGAGACACCUGAUGGCAGAGUUGUGUGUUUUGAUGCCAAGGUAAACUUUGAUGAUAAUGCAGCUUACAGACAGAAAGAGAUUUUUGCCAUGGAUGACAUGUCAGAGACAGACCCUAGGGAGGUGGAGGCUACACGAUUAAAUCUUAAUUAUAUAGGAUUGGAAGGCAGUAUAGGUUGUCUUGUAAAUGGUGCUGGACUUGCCAUGGCUACCAUGGAUAUUAUAAAAUUACAUGGAGGGGAACCUGCAAACUUCCUGGAUGUAGGAGGGGGUGUAUCAGAACAGCAAGUUUAUGAUGCUUUUCAUCUUCUCACAGGGGAUGCUCAUGUGAAAACAAUUCUAGUCAAUGUAUUUGGUGGCAUUGUUGAUUGUGCCACUGUGGCCAAAGGUAUUGUUGAAGCCUGUAAAAUUAUAGAUCUAAAGUUGCCGCUGGUGGUCAGACUUGAAGGGAGGAAUGUAGAGGCUGCUAGGAAGAUAAUGGAAGAAAGUGAUAUAGACAUACAUGUUGCUGAUGGCUUUGAUCAUGCUGCACAAUUGGCUGUACAACAUGCAAAAGCAUAUAUCGAAGCAUCAGCUAAAAAAACAAAAUCUGAUGACUUUUUAUAAUUGAUUUAGUGAUUAAAACUGUGAUAAUUUGUAAUGAAUAAUAAAUUAUGUGACAAAUUUUUAUUUAAUCAGGGCUAUGUAGGUUAAACAUGUUAAAGGUGGGUUGUAGAAUUGACAUUGCAGAAAUGUAUGUUUAGAUUAGGUAUAGAAUCUUUAUGGGAGGGAAAUAGUUCCUUAAAUUAGGGUAAAAUGAGAUCAGAUUAUAAAGCAAUAUAUCAAAAUUAUUAUAAUUCAUUUAAAUCCUUUGUUUUUUGUGUAUUUUUUUUUACACUCUUAGUCCCUUAUACCAUAAAAAGUUACUUGACGAAAGAGUUGAAAAGAAUUUGUUUCUUUAAAAUGUGUAUUUUUAUAAUGAAUGUGUAUUAUGGAUGAAGUUUUAUAUGUGUAUCAUUUAUAUAACUUUAUACCACAUUGUUCACAUUCUGAUAUGAUUAUGUCAUAAUUUGUAUUUUGUUCUUUGGUAGCACACAUUCCUAUCCCUGAAAAAUUCAUCUAGGAACAGUUUUUGUUUCAAAUGUGACAUAUUGCUCUAGGCAAAAAAUGUAUUUCUUAAUCUGUUGACUGUUUAUAUGAAUCUUUUAUAUAGUAAAGUUGGAGAACAAUUUA